This is a messenger RNA of Merops nubicus (carmine bee-eater), 2256 nucleotides long. It is a transcript of the gene BCL6, whose product is annotated as B-cell CLL/lymphoma 6. The record is from RefSeq and is a predicted model, not a curated record. Gene Ontology annotation, molecular function: protein binding. Lineage: Eukaryota; Metazoa; Chordata; Aves; Coraciiformes; Meropidae. Bases 49 to 2178 code for a protein of 709 amino acids. Gene Ontology annotation, biological process: negative regulation of transcription by RNA polymerase II; regulation of cytokine production; regulation of immune system process. The transcript has 9 exons.
AGGUUUGAAAGAAACUUUUGGACUGUGAAUUGAGGCAUUUGACUCAAGAUGGCCUCGCCAGCAGACAGCUGCAUCCAGUUCACCCGCCACGCGAGCGAUGUCCUCCUCAAUCUCAACCGCCUUAGAAGCCGGGAUAUCCUGACUGACGUCGUCAUCAUUGUGAACCGGGAGCAGUUCCGAGCCCACAAAACAGUCCUGAUGGCCUGCAGUGGUCUCUUCUACAGCAUCUUCACUGACCAGCUCAAGUGCAACCUGAACGUCAUAAACCUGGACCCUGAAAUUAACCCUGAGGGGUUUUGCAUUCUCUUGGACUUCAUGUAUACAUCCCGCCUGAACUUGAGGGAGAACAAUAUCAUGGCUGUGAUGGCCACAGCACUGUACCUGCAGAUGGAGCAUGUGGUUGAUACCUGCCGAAGGUUUGUCAAGUCUAGUGAAGCAGAGAUGGUAUCUGCUGUGAAGGCCCCAAGAGAAGAGUUUUUGGCUGGACGGAUGCUGAGCCACCCAGAGGUGAUGGCUUAUCGGAGCAGAGAGGUCUCGGAGAACGGCAUGCCUCUCCAAAAUGGGUCCCUCUGCAAUGGGAGGGCCUUUGCACCUGGCUUGAUCAAUAGUUUGUCUGGAUCCCCCAUUUCCUACCACGGAUACAGCCCUCUCCCUCUAAAUAGCUUCCUUGUGGAUGAUGAGUUGCGGGAGAUGAGGAUGCCUCUCUCUGAACUCUCGAGGGCAGGUGCUUUCCCCAAGGAGAGGAUCCUGCCAUGCGACAGCUCCAGGACAAUCCCCACCGAGUACAUGAGAACCAUUACCGACAUCUCGGCCAACAUGUGCCAUGCCACCAUCUAUGCUCCGAAAGAAGGUGCUGCUGAAGAAGCCAGGAGCGACAUGCACUACAACGUAGCCUCUGGCCCCAAACCCGUUGUCCCUUCGAUCCGGAACAAUCCCUAUUUCUCUUGUGACAAAGUGGCCAAAGAGGAGGAGCGGACCUCUUCAGAGGAUGAGAUCAGCCAGCACUUUGAGCCCACCAACACCCCCCUGGACCGCAAGGGACUUAUCAGCCCUCAGAGCCCCCAGAAGUCAGACUGUCAGCCCAACUCGCCAACCGAAUCCAGCAGCAGCAAGAACGCCCGUAUCGGUCAGAACUCUAGCUCCCUCUUCACCAAGAGCCCCACAGAUCCCAAAGCCUGCAACUGGAAGAAGUACAAGUUCAUCGUCCUAAACUCUCUCAAUCAGAACACCAAGCAAGACAGCACUGACCAGAAUGAAAUGGGAACCCUCUCUCCUCGCACCUACAUGCCAAUGUCCACUUGCCAGCAGUCCAUGGAGCCGGAGCAUCUCAACGUGCAAUCACCCACCAAGAUGAGUGUGAAUGGAGAAGACUCUACUAUCCCACAAGCAAGCAGACUCAACAAUAUCGUUAACAGGUCUCGGGAUGGGUCCCCUCGGAGCAGCGAAGGACAGUCCCCACUGUACAUGCAUUCGUCGAAGUGCAGCUCCUGUGGCUGCCAGUCCCCACAGCAUGCUGAGAUGUGCCUUCAUACCCCUGGCUCAAAUUUUGGAGAAGAGAUGGGGGAAACCCAGUCUGAAUACUCUGACUCCAGCUGCGAGAACGGAGCCUUCUUCUGCAACGAGUGCGACUGCCGGUUCUCCGAGGAGGCCUCUCUCAAGAGACACUCUCUCCAAGUCCACAGUGACAAGCCCUACAAGUGUGACCGCUGCCAGGCCUCCUUCCGCUAUAAGGGCAACCUUGCCAGCCACAAAACUGUCCACACAGGAGAAAAGCCGUACCGCUGCAACAUCUGCGGGGCACAGUUCAACCGGCCAGCCAACCUGAAGACCCACACGCGCAUCCACUCCGGAGAGAAGCCCUACAAGUGUGAGACCUGCGGGGCCAGAUUCGUCCAGGUGGCCCACCUCCGUGCUCACGUGCUCAUUCACACCGGGGAGAAGCCGUACCCCUGUGAGAUCUGCGGCACACGCUUCCGGCACCUGCAGACCCUCAAAAGUCACCUUCGAAUCCACACAGGAGAGAAACCGUACCAUUGUGAGAAGUGCAACCUGCAUUUCCGCCACAAAAGCCAGCUGCGGCUCCACCUCCGGCAGAAGCACGGGGCCAUCACCAACACCAAGGUGCAGUACCGCAUCUCUGCCAGCGAGGUGCCCCCGGAGCUCCCCAAGGCCUGCUGAAGGCAGAGGCUGGCCAGGAGGAGGUCGGCUUGGCGAGGGGAGAAGCUGUCCAAAGGAUACUUGCAACACUUUAGAAGA